UUAGUUUCUGUUAGCAGUGCAUUUCGAAAACAAGAGUGCAGAUAUAAUAAUGGAGAGCAAGUUUUCCCAUGAUAUUGAACCAGUUGCUCAGGAUUGUGAAAAUAAUGAACAAGUUGGGUCUCGAGACAGAAGGGAUAUUGAAAAUCAACUUCCCGACUCUGUACUAAUUCUUAAUGGAAUGAAAGUGAAUUAUGAAAAUGUGUGUGAAAUUCUUUGGCGGGCUGCUGUGGAAGAUAAUUGGAGGCUUGCUGAACAAAUUUUAAAGAAGGAUCCAAGCUUUGUUCGUCAAACGAUAUCGGACCAACUUGGAACAAUACUUCACAUUGCAGCAACAACAAAAAGCACCAGAUUUGUGCGAGAGCUAAUGAAACUGAUUGAAGUAAGUGAGUUGGAAGUGAAAAAUAAAUACAGGAAUACAGCUUUUUCUCUUGCAGCAGGGUCAGGGUUCAUUGAAAUUGUUAAAGCAAUGAGGGGAAGAAAUGAGAAUCUACCGAACAUCCGUGGUUACCAGGAAAGAUUACCAAUCACUACGGCAGCUAUGAAUGGGUAUAAAGCUAUGGUAUCAUACCUUUUUGAGGUCACAAGUUUUGAUCUGAUACAGCAACAAGAACGCUUAGACCUUCUUCGGAUCACUACCCAGAAUGAGAUGUAUGAUGUAGCAUUAAAUAUACUUAAGAAGGACAGAAAAUUAGCCAGUAAAACGUUACAAGAAAAAACUAGUGUCUUACUCAUUCUAUCUGGAAAGUCCUUAGUGAUCAGUAACCGCGAAGAAAAUUUGAAGAGAUUCAUUGAAGGAGGUUAUUCUCCGGUUUGGAGAAAGUUUAUUAGCUUGAUUUUCAUGGCCAGGAGUCAAUUCAUUACAUUGCUAUUGCUUCAAACUUCGGGGGUACUCCCAGAAAGAUAUGUACCGGAGAAACAAGCAGGUCUACUACUUGAGGAGGUAUUGGCGGAGUGUAAAAGAAGUGCAAAGGAUAAGCUAUCGGACGUACUGAUAAAUGAAGGCUUGAUCCGUUGGGCUGCAAUAGCAGGAGAUGUAGAGUUUUUAGUUCUGGUUAUUCACAGUUAUCCUGAUCUUAUAGACUACAUUGACCAAAAAGGCCGGACCAUUUUCCAUGUUGCGGUUUUACUUCGAAAGGAAAAAAUCCUCAGUCUUAUACAUCAAAUAGAAGGAAUGAAAAACUUUCUUCUUCCAAGAUAUGAUAUCGAUGGAAAUAACAUUAUACAUUUGGCUGGGAGGUUAGGGGUCACAAAUUAUUUUGAUAAGGACAAGAUUAUGCCGCCAUCGUUUCUUGUUGGAUUUCAUAGCUGUCAUAGCCACAAGAAUGACUAUUGUAAUGAAUAGAGAAAGUUGAUUAUUGGUGAAAACGAUAUUUGGGCUUUGGGACUCAUUUGGACUUCUACCACCAGCUAAACUUUGGGCCUAAACGUUUUGGGCUUAAGCAUACACUCAGAUCCAAUAAACAAAUCUGUACAUAUCAUUAGGCCUUGCAACGUUUCUUUUACUUCUUGUAUUUAUUUUGUUUGUUAGAAAUAGGUCAAUUAGAAAUAGACACCUGUCUAGUUUGUUAGUAGAAAGAUUCUUCAACACCUGUAUAAAUACAGCACCAAUUGUAUAGUUUGAUCAUCAAGAAAUACAGAGAAGGAAAUUUUCUAUUUA
This is a messenger RNA of Solanum tuberosum (potato), 1657 nucleotides long. RefSeq lists its product as uncharacterized. Gene Ontology annotation, molecular function: protein binding. Lineage: Eukaryota; Viridiplantae; Streptophyta; Magnoliopsida; Solanales; Solanaceae. The record is from RefSeq and is a predicted model, not a curated record. The coding region runs from base 50 to 1342 and encodes 430 amino acids. The transcript is spliced from 5 exons. Gene Ontology annotation, cellular component: membrane.